GACCGCACAAACACCCAUAAUAUUAGUGAUCUAUCUACCAAUAUAACAGCUUGCACGACGGUGAUGUAUACUCGGCAAUAAAUGCACAAAUAUUGAAUUUGGACGCAAAAGAACACACAGUUUUCUUUUGACUAGGCCAAACACUAAUUCAUUCAACGGAUUAUGGAGUCUUAGCCGAAUGGAGAGUUGAGAAGACGAUGUUAUUUUAGAGUGUACUCGUCACAAGGGUAAAUAUUAAAAUGCUACGGGGAUGAACUGUCUACAAUUCGUUAUGACGAAUCCACACCAAGGCUUCGCAGUUCUAGUUUCAUGUAUUAUUUUUUUAAAGUGGAUCGAUUUUUCUAAUAUCUGAAGUAUAGUUCGUUUUCUGAAGUUUUCUGAAAAUGGAAUGGCAAGACGAAGACUUCGUUGGCGAUGACGAAAAUGACUUGUUGAGUUCUCCUACAAACACCAUUCUUCCCGAAGAUUCAUUGAGUCGACGGGGGUCAUUUGCACGCUGGAAGCAACGGCGACAAAGUCGAUCGAUAACAGACUCGAAUAGCUACCGCAACAAACGAGAACUUAGAAAGACAAAGAGCCUUGGAUCUGAGACUACAAGCCAAGCAAGUCUAGCAACAAAUGGUAUUUUCAAGGAAGCAAAAGUGGAGACUUGUAGUCAAGAGGUUUCCGAUGCAGAGUUUGACACAGACUUGGAUGAAUACACGCUUGAGGAAGAUGGGUUAACAAUACGGAAACGAAAACAAGCACGCUUAACAAGCCUAGACAACAAGGUCCGAUAUCUGGAAAUGUGCGAGAGCGUGAAAGCGACUCCAUCCUCUCGAUUUCUUCAGCAGAUUAAUCAGAAAACAGUCAAGAUGAGCCACCACAUCUUGGGGCCGGUCGGGGCUAAGGCGCUUGCGCUGGAGAUGGUCUGGAACCGGACGAUCUCGGACAUGGAUCUAACGGACACGUGCCUUGGAGACAACGGAGCAAGGCUUAUAGUGGAUAUGUUAAGAGAUAAUAAAAAUUUGCAAAGGUUGGGUUUAGCAAAGAAUAACGUGGGUGCGAAAACUAUGAAAGCGCUGAGUGAAGUAAUGGAAGUGAACAAGACACUACAUAGUCUUGACUUGAGCUUAAACUCGCUAAACGACAAAAACACGACACCCUUCUUCAUAGCACUCAAAGGGAACGCGUCUUUGAAGGAACUUAAAAUGAGCUAUAAUGACAUUUCCGAAGUCGCUGGAUUUCGCUUGGGGGGUUCACUGGCUGUUAACAAAGGACUGGAAGUAUUAAAGCUUCAAUGGAACGGUUUGCGGUCGAAGGCAGGGGUUGCUAUCGGUCAAAGCUUGCGAAAGAAUACGACACUCCGAGUUCUGGAUUUGUCAAAUAAUGGACUAGACGACACGGUUGCAAGGUCGCUAGGAGAGAGCCUCCGUGUUAAUAGCACUUUAGUUGAGCUCGACUUUAGCAAUAACAGGUUAUCUGGUCUUGCGUUUGCUUCGAUUGCGAGGGCACUAGAACGGAACACAAGCUUAAGGGUGUUGAGGUGCGGGAACAACCCGGUCGCACUGUCCAAUGAGGCAUCGAAUCCCUCUAGCAUAGCAAGGGCACUCCGAGCUAACACUUGCAGCGGUGUAAUAGAGCUUCACCUAGAUGAGAUAUAUCUCAGCAGUGAGACCAAACGAGCGCUGGAUCAGCUGGCGAAGGACAGACCCCCACUCAAGAUCUACUCCGGACAUCAAAAGCUCGACACUAGAAUAGCGCAGAUGUUAUCGGUGAAGAAAGAUAAACCUUGGAGAAAGCUGAUAGAGUACAAAGCCAAACGGAAGAUGAGCGCUGCCGAGCUGUUCCGAGUACUGGGGAGUGAGGACGGGAUGUCUGUGGAUACAGCGAGACUGAGAGAAAAGACAAGGGGUCUGGGGCUACUCCAGGACCCACAGAUAGAGCUUUUAGUGCAAAUGUUGGACCGUGAGGGGGAGGGGGAGAUCGACUUCUUUCAGUUCGUCAAAGCUGUGAAUACAUAAGUUAUUGAGACAAUCAUUAUAUUGUUAGGGCAUUAAGCUUUGGAAAAAAAACACUCGAAAGUUGAAGAACUUGCGGGAAGGGUUAGUGCCCUUUUUUGUGGGCUUAUACUCGGAGUAGAUUUUUUACAGUUAUACAUUAGAACCUCCAUAUUACGGCCCCUCAAAUAAGCAGACAAUCUCUUUACAAUGGACACUUAGUCGUGAUUCGAAUUCUUUAGUUUUUAACUCUAAUCUAAUAGAAUCUCCAUUAAGCGGAUACCUCGAUAAAUGGACGCAUUUUUCGCUCCUGAGGGUGUCCGUUAUAUGCAGGUUAUACUAGAUGUGUGUUAUGUGGUGGGCCCGAUGAUGCCCCUUCUAUGGAGGUUUCACUGUAUUCGGGUGAGCUCAUAACCGUGCCUUUCUGUGUCUUCAGGUUUUUGUAUAAAAGGGUGACCACAGGGUAACCACAAGAUGA
This is a messenger RNA of Nematostella vectensis (starlet sea anemone), 2457 nucleotides long. Its product is annotated as leucine-rich repeat-containing protein 74B. The transcript has a single exon. The record is from RefSeq and is a predicted model, not a curated record. NCBI's taxonomy places the organism in Eukaryota, Metazoa, Cnidaria, Anthozoa, Actiniaria, Edwardsiidae. Bases 384 to 2003 code for a protein of 539 amino acids. Gene Ontology annotation, molecular function: protein binding.